GGCCACGUGCGCAGGCGCAGGCGCAGGCUCCCCGGCUCGCCUCUCCCCGCCCCCAGCCAUGGCGGCGCCGCGCGGCGUGAUCCGGGCCCUCCACCGCGGGACCCUCACCCAGAGGAGUGGCUCAUGAAGACUAAAGACCCAAUCAUGUGAUGCUGCUUGGCUUAAAAUAAAUAACAAAUAAGACUGUGACUUUCAUGAGAUGCACUUUGGCCACCCUGGUCUUAUGGGAAGAGUCCUCUGGAUUUUAAAUAUCUUACAACUCUAUUAAGUGGCACACUGCUAAAUACCCUGGCACUUGAAUAGCGGCAUGGAUCGAAUUUUCUCCGGUAUUCAACCAACUGGGAAGCUCCACCUUGGCAACUACUUUGGAGCCAUCCAGAACUGGGUGAGGCUUCAGGAAGAGUACAACUCCGUGUUAUACAGCAUUGUAGAUCUGCACGCUCUUACAAUAUCACGGGAGCCAGCAGUCUUGCGUCAAAGCAUCUUGGAUACUACUGCCACUCUCCUCGCCUGUGGUAUCAAUGCAGAGAAGUGCCUCCUUUUUCAGCAGUCACAGGUGCCUGAACAUGCAGAACUCGGUUGGAUUCUUGGGUGCUUAACUAGUAUGCCACGUAUACAAAGCUUUCCCCAAUGGAAGGUAAAGAAUGCCAGCCAGAAUUAUGAAGGAACCGUUGGUCUAUUCACCUACCCUGUGCUUCAAGCUGCAGAUAUUCUGCUGUACAAGUCAACACAUGUUCCUGUUGGAGAAGAUCAAGUCCUGCACCUGGAACUGGCUCGAGAUAUAGCACAGCACUUCAACAAGAAAUAUGGAAACUUUUUUCCUGUGCCCAAAGCCAUUUUAAGUACAACAAAGAAGAUAAAGUCUCUCAGGGAUCCAACAGCCAAGAUGUCCAAGUCAGACCCUCAGAAAUUAGGCACAGUCAAUAUCACAGACAGUCCAGAGGAGAUAGUUCUGAAAUUCCGCAAGGCUGUGACUGACUUCACCUCCGAGGUGACUUAUGACCCAGACUCUCGUCCUGGUGUCUCCAAUCUGGUGACCAUUCAUGCUGCAGUAACAGGACUCAGCAUAAAGGAAGUGGUGCAACAGUGUAUUGGUCUUGACACUGCACACUACAAAGGGAUAGUGGCAGAGGCAGUUAUUCAGAAAUUUGCGCCAAUUGGGAACGAAAUUAAGAGGCUCCAGGAGGACAAAUCCCACUUGGAGAAGGUUUUACAGGCUGGAGCAGAGAAAGCCAAAGAACUAGCUUCCCUUGUAUAUCAAGAAAUAAGGAGAUUAGUGGGGUUUCAAUAGAACCUACUGAAUAGUUGCAAAUUUUCUUAUUUCCUGCGAUAGCUCUUGUUCAUCAUCUCCUAUCUCAGAGUCUGAGAGAGAAUUUUUUUUCUCCUGGAAUAUCAGACAAGAACAAUCAGAGAUGAUUUUUUCAUGUGAUUAUGAUACUAUCCAAUAGGAGCCAUUCUGGAUGGCCAAAGGAAGGACACACAAUUUCCAAAGAACUCACAAAACCAGAACAGUGAAGCUGACCAAAUGAACUGCCUGUUUUCAUAGAGCAACAUAAAAAGUUGAAAUAGAAGCCACGGUCAUUGGGAUGACAGAGUUGCUGCAUUCCUGAUUACUCCAGAAGGAGAGGAAGUCACAAGCUUCAUAAAAUCCUCCCCUAUUACACACGCAACCCCACAGAGAAAGACAGUUACACUAUGCUGAAUGUGAUGGCAGAAUGUGCUUCUGGAUAACCAGAAUAAAAAUACAUACCAGAGACCUGGAAUGCCCAGGACAUUGGUAGUAGGAAAGAGAGCCUUUCACCUCAAAAUUCCCAGUUCAAAUGCAGCCUAGUUUGGUAAUGACAUGUAGUCUGUAUGAAAUGAGUUGGGCUCUUAGUCCAUUUCCUGAUAUAUAAAUGUCCAUAUUACAGAAACCACCAUGACCAUUGAAACUCGGCUUCUUUUUGGCAGUCUCAGUAAAGAAUUCAUGGAGAGAAUGGAACCUGUACCCUCUAUCCUGAACUCCCCUUUCACUUCUAAGUCAUCUUAGUAGGUCAGGGCUAAGAUACAUUGGCAGGGGACUGUCUGUGUUGGGAAGCUUGCUCUGCAGCUGUCCAUUUUGCAGCUAUUCUGUAGAGAAGUAAAGGCUCCAGCACUGUCAGUCCAGCACCAAUUACAGGAUUCAUUUUAGAAUCUCUGUCCAGCAGGGAAAUGACUUUUGGCUGGGAAACCAGAGAACUGGCUGUAAAAUUAACAAAAACUUUUUGUGUAAGUGAAUAGCUGAAUACAAAGCCAUGGUUAUGAUCAAAGCAUUUUUCUCAAAAUGAAUAGGCCUAAUAAUGAGAGCUGCACUCAGCUCCACAGAUCUUACUCCUUCCAAGCCCCAGUGAGAGAGCCCAGAAUGAGUGAGCUGCUGCUGAGGAGCAGAAGGAAAGGGAGAAACUGGCAAAAAGGAAUAAAUUAUUCUAAUGGCAAUGGAAUGGAGAGGGUAGAGAAGUGUUUAAAGCAAUGGAAAAGCAAUUAUUGUAUUGUUGCGGAGAAUUUUGCUGCAUCAGUGUGUUGAUGCUUCACAUUUGAAACCACUGUAUUAAAACUUAAACUAAGUUUAUAGUACCACAACCAUAGCAGGUACUGCAAAGAGGAAAACGCAAAUUUAAAAGUGUCUGAAACAUGUCUUCACUGUUUCUUUCUCCUGAGUUGGAAAAGGUGGAAGUUAUAUCAAGAAACUAGAGCAACUUUAUACUUGUGAGUCAACAUGAACUGAUCUUUUUUCUGUGUAAUACAGACCAAUAAAAAGCUGAUGAAUUUG
Messenger RNA from Dermochelys coriacea (leatherback sea turtle), 2788 nucleotides. It is a transcript of the gene WARS2, whose product is annotated as tryptophanyl tRNA synthetase 2, mitochondrial. Bases 308 to 1291 code for a protein of 327 amino acids. Gene Ontology annotation, biological process: mitochondrial tryptophanyl-tRNA aminoacylation. The transcript is spliced from 7 exons. Gene Ontology annotation, molecular function: tryptophan-tRNA ligase activity; ATP binding. Gene Ontology annotation, cellular component: mitochondrion; mitochondrial matrix. The record is from RefSeq and is a predicted model, not a curated record. NCBI's taxonomy places the organism in Eukaryota, Metazoa, Chordata, Testudines, Dermochelyidae.